AAUAUUAAAUAUCGAGUCGAUAAAAACAGAUUAGAAGCAACAAUUGAAAAAGAAAAGAAAACAAAUGAAGAACUUGAUAAAGAAUAUAUUAUUGAUAAUAACAAUAUUUAUUGGAAGAGAAAUUUUUCUAAGUAUAUAAAACAAUAUCUUAAAGA
This is a messenger RNA of Racocetra persica, 155 nucleotides long. Lineage: Eukaryota; Fungi; Glomeromycota; Glomeromycetes; Diversisporales; Gigasporaceae. The record is from the annotation of a GenBank genome assembly.